Molecule: messenger RNA, 2771 nt
Organism: Xiphophorus maculatus (southern platyfish)
Lineage: Eukaryota; Metazoa; Chordata; Actinopteri; Cyprinodontiformes; Poeciliidae
Product: mucin-5AC-like
Exons: 11
Coding region: 52-2055 (667 amino acids)
Source: RefSeq, a predicted model, not a curated record
UUUGUCUCUAGUAACCUUCAGUCUUUCUCAGGAAACCUUCACUCUGUCAACAUGUUGUCGUUUGUGUUGCUGCUGCUGUUAAUCAGCGGAGCUCAAGCUUCUUACUAUGGCGUCGUCUUUAGCUACUCUGUUGGAGAACUUCAGCCAUUAGGAUACCAAAAAACCGAGGACUACAGGGCGAGCUUCAGCUCAUGUGAAGAGUUUGUCUCUUCUUUUUGUGGUGGAGACUGUAGUGGGAGGACAGUUUAUCUAAUCGAUGAAAGCAGAGGUGAAUGGUGUCAGAAAGUAAAUAUUGAGAUUGGCUUGUCAUCCCUGAAUUCAUAUAGUACUGUGAUUAUUCCUACAACCUGGACAGAAAACAGAAAUGGGAUUGUAUCAUCAGUUUUUGAAUUGCACUUAGACUUGAGAAACCGUUCUGACAUCAACAAACCAGGUUCAUCACCCCAGACCAACAUCAUCCCUCUAGUGAGAGUUCCUUCAAACUGUCAGAGAAACAUCAACCUGCUGGUCUCUGAUCCAGAUGGAGACGACAUUAGAUGCAGAUAUGCAGCUGGUUCAGAGUGUUUCAUCUGCACUCCUCCGUCUGUCCUCAGCCUCUCAUCAUCUUGUUCUCUGUCAUUCAGUCCCACUAACAGCAGCAAUGAAGGUCCGUAUGCGGUUCAGAUGAUGGUGGAGGAUUUUCCCAGGCAGAACGUCACUCUGACUAAUAGUGUUGGUGUUCAGGAAGUGAAAACAACCAGUGACGCCAUCAACAAAAUUCCUAUCCAAUUUGUUUUCAGAGUGGAUCCUGCAGCUCCUUCCUGCACAGAAGGUGAAUAUCUGCCCAGGUUUCUGCCUCCAACUCCUGAACAUGGAGCUCAGAUCCUCACCAACGUUAACCAGACUCUAGAAAUCAUCGUCAGAGCAGAAGCAACUCAGGCUGAGACCACUCAGCUCCUGUUCAGCGGACCAAUAGGUUUAGCCAAGAGUUCAUCAGGAUCAGGAAACUUCAGCCUGACAUGGACACCAUCAGCCAGGGAUGCAGGACUGAAACAAACUCUCUGCUUUGUUGUCCAAGCAAACUCCUCCGGCUCCGUCUACCAGUCUGACUUUCGAUGUGUCUUUGUGACGACUGGGAGCACUGCAGCAACUGUUUCCCCUCCGACUACAACGGCAACCCCAUCAACUAUGUUCAUGACAAUCCAACCUCCGUUCACAACCACACCUUCACCAACUACAACUGCACCAACUACAACUGCACCAACUACGACUGCACCGACUACGACUGCACCCCCACCAACUACAACUGCACCCCCACCAACUACAACUGCACCACCACCAACAACAACUGCACCUCCACCAACUACAACUGCACCUCCACCAACUACAACUGCACCCCCACCAACAACAACUGCACCUCCACCGAUUAUAACUAUACUUCCACCAAUUACGACUGCACCUCCACCGACUACGACUGCACCUCCACCGACUACGACUGCACCUCCACCGACUACGACUGCACCUCCACCAACUACAACUGCACCUCCACCAACUACAACUGCACCCCCACCAACAACAACUGCACCUCCACCGAUUAUAACUAUACUUCCACCAAUUACGACUGCACCUCCACCGACUACGACUGCACCUCCACCGACUACGACUGCACCUCCACCGACUACGACUGCACCCCCACCAACAACAACUGCACCUCCACCGAUUAUAACUAUACUUCCACCACUUACGACUGCACCUCCACCCCCACCAACUACAACCAUACCCCCACCAAUUACGACUGCACCUCCACCAACUACAACCGAUCAACCCACCACAACAACUGCACUUCCUUCAACUACGAUUGUGUUCCCACCAACUACCAACCAACCCUCUGCAACAUUUGCACCAGGACCAUAUUAUGUUUUGGCUCUGAAUGUAAAGCUUUACACUUCACUAUCACUGGAGAAUGACUCUGCAACCAUCAUAAAGCUGAUCAAAGAUGAGCUGAAAAGACGAGGGCUGCCUCCAGAUAUAAUGUUAAAGCUGUUAAGUGAUGGUGUGGUGAAGGCGACAGCCUGAAUCUGAGCCUCAAUGUGGCUAGAAAUAUGUUUCCUUCAGUUUUUCUUCACAUUCAGGGGGUUAUACUUAUUUUGGUGAACCUUAAUGAAAAGUUAUUAUCCAGAAUACUCUAAUGCAUAAUAUUUCCAGUUGUUUACCAAUUAUAAAAUUGUAUAGUAACACUGUUUUUUUUCCUAGUAAUAGAAUAAAGCCUUUAAAAAGACAGCUUUUGGAUAAAAUUCAGUUUCCAGAAGAGCUUGGUAACAAAAUCAAAGGUCCUUCAUUUAGGAUCCCAGACUCGCUUCUCGAUGUUAAAAUCAAGGUUUUCUGCAUUCUUUGCAUUUUACGCUGGAAACGGUUCUUGAUGAUAUUUUGCUGACGGCUUUACCUUUCUGUUUUUGUGCAGAAUAAAUUUCUGUUAAAAGUAUUUUAUGUAGACACAGUCUAUCAUGGUUAAUAAACGUAAAAAGCUGAAAAGGCGAAAGUGAAAAGUUCUGGUUAUGAACAAAACUUGGCGUGAGAGGAAUGAUCCACAUGAAAGUAAUUGUUCUGUUAUGAAAUGCUGAUGAGUUUAAAGGUAAAAAAUUAGAAGCCUUAAACAAUUAUUUGAUGUAUUCCCUCUUGCAUUAUUGUGUUUUAUGCACCAGCAGGGCCAUGUGAGAAUAAAAACAGAGAAAAUGGGAAAACACAGUUUUUUUGUUGUUUUUUUUUGUUCUCCCUAUGUAAAUAAAGUUUAU